CACAAGUAUUAAAAAAAAAAAACAAAAAAAAAAAACAAAAAAAGAUGGAAGAGAGUAAGAAAAAGAAGAAACCAGAAGAGCAAGUGCAAGAGCCUGAAUCUGAUUUACCAGAAGCCUUACUAGAAUAUCACAUUGCAGCAAAAGAAGCAGCAAUUGCGCGGGUUUUGUUUCAUCUGGAAGGAUUGGAAGAAAAGAUCAAAGAAAAUAUUAAAAAGAAUGUUGUUCUGAAGGAGGAACAGAAGGUGCUUAUCAAGCACUUAGUAAGGCAAAUAGAAGAAAAGGAGAAAAAAAGAGAUGAGAAGGAAGUUGUAACCAGGGAUGAUGUGGAAGAGUCACUGAAAGCCGUUUUUCAGUUUGUGAGGGACAAAGAACAACUUCUUCAAGAUCUGCGCUCCCAAAUUGAAGAAACAAAGAAAAAAAUUGCAGAAAAGCAGCGUGAGAGAGAUUAUUGGUUGGAGUACAAAAAUGUCGGAAGUAAAAUACAUGCUGAGAGGAUUAGCAGUCUGGAAAAAGACAUUGCGGAUGUCAAAUAUGAACUUGAAAGAACUGAAGAAUAUUAUAGAGAAGCUUUGAAAGUUGUGAGAGAAGAAAAUCAGAAACUGUUUGACAGGCACAUGAAAUUACUCAGUGAAAAAGCUCUUAAGAAUGCUGUGGGAUACUUAGACAAAAACUGUCGCAGAGAGAUUGAAGAGAAUGAGUGGCUAAAAGAAGAGGUUAAGAUCUACCGAAAGGAGGAAAGGGAUUUGAAAGCUUCUGUCCAGCUCCUGGAAGAAGAAAAUACCAGUUUAGUGGCAAAAUUGAUUGAUAUCAAACUUCAGCAUUUAAGAGAAUCAGGGCAUUUGUUUCAUACAAAGGGAGCUGGCUUGCAAGAACUUCCUAAGGAUGAAAUGAAAAGAGAAAACAGAGAAUAUGCAGCAAAGACAGAUGGAAAGAGCCUCAGAAGUGCCUUUCCAAAGAUUCGGUCUAAAACAGAUUAUAAGAAGCCUCCAGACAGUGAUGAAAAAUUGUGGAAAAAAUUCUUCACUCCAACCUUGGACAGCUUGUUGUAUGAAGAUGAAGAAGAGUUCCAGGCAUACUCAAAACUGGGACCUCUGAAGAGAAAGCUGCUCGUGGUUGGAAAAGCUGUGCCUACUUGUAAGGAAACAGAAGAAAUGCCAAGCAGGAGCCACAGAGAAGAGGACACUGUUGGUAAAUCAGACGGGCAUAUCACAGCUAAGAUGAUCAAGGCCUUAUUUAAGGAAAAUGUUGAUGAAAACUAGAUAAGCUGUGCUGUUUACACAGAAAUGUAACAUUCUCAGUUCAUUAAACAUUUGAUCUCUUCUGUGCAGCAUGGGGCUUUGAGGAAACUAUUUUAGAGUACCAGAAUCAUGAUUAUAAGUUUCAUGAGGUAUGUCUGUGUGCAGAGGCUAAUUGAAAGGUUCCUUUCCUUACCACUGAGAGAGGUCUUGUGCACUCUUUGGGGUAUUCAGUCCACAUAGCAGCACAUACAUCUACUAAAAGGUCCAAGCGAAUAUUUAGUUUGUGUGGUCUCCACUUGCAGAUGUGGAAUUCCUUCUUGAUCAGACAGUGAAUGGAUAAAUGCAGGCUGCCAUAAAACACAGAACUUAGAAAUACAUAAUGCUGUGCUAAAGCAGAAUUAACUUUUGCAAGCAUAAUUCAACUAUUGGUAUAAAUUGAGUGUCUGAAUGCUUUUUUAUCUGUCUCCACAAGACCCCUACUUAAAUACACUAAAAUGAACAAAAAUUAAUUUAAAACCAAUUUAAAAUCACUAUAAAAAUUUCUAAGGUCUGAAAUAUUUUGUUUGUUUAGAAUUGGCCAACUAUAUUGUGUAAGCCCUUGUCCUUGGUUUGUAGCUGGUCUCUUUGAACAUUUAUCUCAGUGCAUUGAUGCAGUGGGGGCGUUCCCUCUGGACACCCUCUCAGCAGCACACAACAGGUCAUUCCCACAGGUAGGCUCUGACCCAUGCAUUUCCUCAUUAGAAACUUGUGACAACAUUUAAUAAUCUGAUUUAAACCCUUGACAGGAUAAUCAGCUGUUUGGAAUAAAGCAUUUUAAAAAAAACUACAUUUUAAACAACCUGUAUCUCUGUGCAAUAUCUAUCUCAGUGUAUCUGUACUUCAGUGCAAACACUUUUGGUUUUCCAAGCAUGCUCAGCUGUUCCUGGCCAGCAGGUGUCUCCUUGGGCUGCAGGUGAGUCCCACUGGUCUCUGGGCUCCACUGCCCAAGCUCCUCCGAGGCUGGGAUCAUCAGCAGACAGGUAAAGGUGGCAGACUCCGGGUAAAGGCAGACUCCACCUCACACUGACUCUCACUUCUCUGCCACGUGGUGAACAGUAAAGCGAGUUUGGACGUGCCCUGCAGUAACACAGUGGAGUGAUUGUGAAGGCUGAGGUAAUUCCUAUCCCACUAGUGUCCAUGGAAUGGGGAUCUGCACUUGGGCUGUGUGUGCAGCCCUAGACACCUCCCCUCGGCUCCCCUGCCUUGCUUUGAGUGCAGAGCAAGCCCCAUGAAAUGGCUGACUUGAAAGAGAGAUUAGUUCUGCUCAGUGAUUAGUUUAGCUUCUCCUUUAGAUGCAGAAUUACAAUGUGGCUUAUGCUGAAUGGCAUUUCUGUUAAAGAAAGGCCUCUCCUUCUUCCCACCACUGCCCAGAGGGGAUUUACAUUUUCUAGUGCUGUAAAUGUAGGGCCCAUCUCUAGGCUUCUCUUGGCUUACACCCAUAAUGCAUAACACCAUGUGCAAGACAUAUGGCAGGCCAUCAACCUGCGCCUUGGAAAAAAAGAACCCUUUCCUCUUCCAGUCAGUUCAGCCUUUUCCCAUAACACCCAGUGUGGGUGAGAGGGAGUUAAAAAGAAAUCCCAAACAUGCUAAUUAGCGUACAAGCCACGGGCAGCAUGCACAAGCCAGAAGCAACAGCCUUUAGCAAAACAUAUUUAGUGAAGUGUCCCAAAUCCCCUUGAUUUCUACAGGAUUAACAUUAAGGCCACUGCGGGGCUUUCAUAUGGAGAAAGCUGGGUCUUCAGCCCAAGGCAUCUGGAUUUGAUAAAUUUGUUACUAGCAAAAUCUCUGAGAAAUGAGCAGCAUGUUGUAAAACAGGGGGCUGAUCAGUGACUUUCUGGCAUCACAGCCAGUACUUCCAAGCCCCACUUGGAGUUCACUACUCCAGUUAGGACCAAACUUAUGGGAGUCAUCCUUGUAUUCCCAGUAUUAUGAAAUAUUUUUUCUGUACUGUGUUACUGUUGCACAAGACAACUCUAGGAUGCAAGCAAGGGUCCUGGUGUCUCCACAACUACAAUCCGGUCUAAGCUUCAGCUGAGCUGGAGUUACAUGUUAAACUAGAAUAAAGCUCAAAGAAAUCUGCAGUUUCAACAGGAAGAAAAAGCCCAACAAGUACUCCUUGGAAUUCAAAAUUAAAGAAAUACAAGCAUCACUCAUGUAGCAUGGAAAUAAAAACUAUUUUAAUAGAAUUGAGGUCCAUGAGCUGGAAGUGAGAAACAUCAAUCCAUGGAAUGUCUAAAAAGCAUAAUGGGGAGAGGUGUGCUAAGAGCCUCUAUCCACUUCAGUGAUGAAAGGAGCUGCUUACCUCAGCACUGUGCUAGCUUGAGCCCUCUCUGAGCAACUAGCUUGUUGUACUGCUUUAUAGUCUGGCUGUGCUGGUCUGAUUUCCCCCAGCCUGAGCUGCAGGGAGUGUGGGUGAUUUCACUUCUGGUCUGGUUUUUAUGAGGUUUGCAGCCUCUGCUGCAGCGACGUUAUAUAACAAGGCAAUCUUUCCACAGGUUCAGACCUGCAUGUUUUGGGAAAGGAGGGUUAAGAGACUUGUUCCGCAGCAUUUGUUCUUGUUUGGCUGCUUUCUGAGAGAGAAGUUAUUAGACGCUCUGCUUCUGUGGACUAAAAGGAGUUUGCCAGAAUAAGGUCAAGGCAGAAGGUAAUGGACUGAAAAGUUACACUAGAGUGACAAGCACAGAACAGAGAAUCUAUUGGUGUUAGCGUCUUUAGCCACUGAUGUUUUGCAGCUGGAUGUUCCUCCAAAAAAAUGCUUUUCCUUGGAUUUUUGAGUCAACUGUGAAAGUAAGGAUGUUUUUUGCAAUACUACAUUUCGGAGCUCGUGUUCUGCAGUCUCUCACAAACACCCUCUUAUUUUAGGACACAACAUGGCAACAAGAGGCCAACAACUGUUCCCAUUUGUUGACAACUGAGCAUUGAGCCAUGCUGAAAACUAGGAUUUAACAUGAUGCUGGAUCUUUGCUCGCUUAGUGAUUAAAGUAAAACAAGAAGCUAAAAUUGUAUUAAAUACUGCUUUUCUAAAAAACUCCAGUACUUGGGCAAUUGUUGUAGCUGGCAUAGGGAAAUUCAGUAGUUACUGCCAAGAACAAAGCGGAGAUCCAUGCUAUGAAAGUAAACCCAAGACCCCAGUGCUCCUUGUGUACCGCAGCUGCCGGAUAUCCAAAGCACUGUGCUUGCAUACAACACAUUCUCUGUAGCCAUUAUCACCUCACAUAGAAAUUUAAGCAAGUUGGCUCUUUGUUCCAAGGCUUUUUGAUCUUUGCUUCAGGAAAUUUCAUCAUCAGAGAAGCAAGAAAAUAAUUAAAUGUGUUUUACUCACUCCUAGACUGAUCUAUUACCUUAGGGAGGCCAUCUCUCAUCAUAUUACUCAACCUUCAGGUACAAAAAGGUGCUGAGUAGGUGGCAGCAAUGUUACACCUUCAGGGAAUCUGCCCAAGGUUUUCUCCUCCUCACUCAUUCUCCUGAUCCAGCCAGGAUGCAGCUGCACAAUCAGCUAAGUCCCUCUGCUCUCCAGUUUGAACUUGGAAAACAGCAGCAUCUCACAGAUUUUUCUUGUUGGGCAAACUCAGUUGAAAGACGUCAAGCUUGUUUCUGCUCUCUCCACUGUCGUGUUACAGCUCCAAAGGUCAAGUCAAGAGAUUGACAACAGGCCAAGGAGCAAACUCUUGUUCAGUUUACAUAUGCUGCCAUUAGCACUGCUCCUUUGUCUGUAUUCAGCACAUUUUUUCACUGCCCCUCACAUUAUCUUGUCAAUCUUCUGCUCCCAUCAGCAUUUACUAUCGUUUCCAGUGUUUUUAGCACUUAAUUCUCAUCUCUCUGCCACAAUCUUUAUCUCAAUUAUGUCAUGGCCUUUAAGUUGCAAUUCAUUUAUGUUGCUACAAAAUUUGUGUCAGGCUCUGGAAAUGGGCACUUUUUGUCUAAUGAAAGAUGCAGGGUUUGACCCUGUCCCUUUUUCUUGCUGAAGGGCUGUUUGGCAGCUGGGAACGUCUGUGACUUAUUCUGGCAGUUGGCUGAAUGGAACCUCUGAUGUCAAAAAGUCACGCGAAGACAGACUUUAAACAUGUCCUGAGGUACCAGCUCAGUUUAGUUUGUGACUUUGAAACAAAGAAGAGAAGCAGCUAAGGAAUUUAGAUCUGCCUUGAUAUGAGGACUCCAUAUUUAUGCUGUUGAAGAACUCAGUUAGGAGCUGUUCAAAUUCUUGUUCUGGCAAAAGUAAUUGUCUCAAGAGGUAAAUCCAGUUGUUUUCAUUAUAUAAUUCCCUGAUUAAAAAAAAAAAAAAAUGGUGAUUAUUCUGACAUACCGGUUCCCUACACAAAGCUUCAAGAGGAACCACAUCCCUCUAACAAAGCACUCCACCGUCCUCUGCUUGCUAAGGCAGUCAGCCUCUCUACACAGUUUGCUCCUGUAGAUUAAUCAGCCUUUCAACUCAAUUCUGAAGAGAACAAGGUUUUCACUACCCCCUAUUAUUGAAAAGUGCCAGUAAUUAAAAAACAAAAUACGUCUGUGUGCUGUGCUUUUUAAAUUAAACUGAGUGUUAUUUUGGUGAUACUGAAAGCAAACACUUACUGGGAACAAAGCAAAUGAGAAAACACUACUCAGGAAAAUUCUCAAGCCAGUUUGUCUCUGAAGAGUAAACCAAAGAGCAAGGGUUUUUAGCAAAGCCUUCAGCAAGAGGGCCUAAUCUGCACAGCAGCUGUUUCAAGGAACACAGAGCAACAACGAGUGAGCAGUAAUGGGUAACAGGAGUUUAGCACCCCUGCAGAAGACAUGGGCUUGGGUGUUCACAAUUCUUUGGUGCUUUCAGGAUUUGCAGCCUCAAGUCCACAGCCACACAAAGAGUCCAAGGGAUCAAAGAGACCUAGGAACACAUCUAUCCUCAGCCAAAAGCCUCAAGUCAGACUCUCCAGAGAGCACCAGAGACCUAAGAAGGUUAGCAUCUGUUUUAUCAUAACCCAGCUCAUCAGGCUCUGGAGGAGGAUGAAGGGUCUACCUUCUUCCUUCACACAAGGUCUGAACAAUCUGUACCCUGGUACUUACUGAGGUAGAUAACAGGUCACAGAUGUGCACCUUUUUUCCAGCUGGCCCCCAACUCAAACAACUCACCUUUUUUAUAUUCUGACCACAAACAAACUGACCCACACUGAAAGCCCCAGUGGUAGGAAAGCAAAAUUUUAGUAAAUGUGUAUGAAACUGCUGAGAUCUGGGUAUGUGUAUUACAUACUCUGUAAUAGGUUCAGGGUUCUUUGAAUUCAUGCUUUGAGAAAGAAACUUUAAAUCUACUGACCUGUACUGCUCAGUUUAUGAUACCCUGGCCUCCAGGACAAGCCUCAGGUUGUUGUGAGGAGGAAAAUUCCACUUCUAUCAACUCUUCCUGUGUCUAAUUACAGAAGGUGGUCUCAGCAAACUGUUCAUAGCUUUUCCAGCACUACCUUCUGCUGUAAGAUUAGGGAAGAUAAUAACAAUUUUUGGGGACAUAUUUAUGCUUCUUGCUCAGUUAUGAACAGUACAAGUUUAUUGCCAUGAAUCGUUUGAAAAACUAGAAGGUGGUGAAAUAUCACGUUAGGUCAGGAAGGAGGAGACACCUUGUCACUGAGGUGUCCACUGAGGCUGUCCACGAUGCCAGCCCAGGAAAGAGGCUGCAUGGAUCAUGUCAGCCACAGGUUCAGAGUGCUGCACUGCCUGCAAUACAAUAUGCACAUAUGAAAUACAUUUGGUAUUUUAUUAAGUAAACAACGCAAUUAUCAGUGCACAUUUUAAGCAGCAAAAAGAAAAGAAGCACCUCAGACUUUCAUACCGUAACAAAAGUUCUGUGGAAGCUGCAUUUUAUUUGAAAAUCCACCCAUUUUUGCUAACAUACAUUUUAAUAUUUUAAACAAAAAUAGAAUCUGCAGAGACAAUGCAGCAAGUAUGCUUAAUUCAUGUACAGAAUUGCUUUCGUAUCAUUGACUAUCCUUCUGAAGGCCCCACUGCACCCAAAAGUUAUGGUAUAUUUACACAAAGCACCGAUCAACAGUGCUACUUUAAUUCCUCGUGAACUAAAUACCCACUAGACAUAUGUAAGGAAGCUACUUCCCCUUUUUUACUUUUAAAAGGUACAUGAUCAUGAACGAGCCCAAUGAAAAGGCUUUCCCCCCCAACACACAACACCUCAAUUUAUUUUUUUUUACAGAAAAGAAGGAAAGUCUUAAAAAUGAAAGCAAUUCCUCACAUUCAUCUUGGAAAGGCCUUAUAAUGUCAAAUGUAAAAAUAAUGACAUGCCAAGCACGAAGCAAUAAAGUUCCUUCCCAAUGCACUAAUGCUGAAUUAAAAAUGUAGUGCUUCUUCUAGUCAGUUAACUGUUCCCUUGCAAAAUCCUAGGCACAGAAUUGACUAUAAGGAUUAAUGUGUUUUACAGCUCUUCCCUAAUUCCCAUAUAUACUGAGAAUUCAUUAGAUUCAGACCUUUAAAAUAUUUAGUGCUCUGUAUGUCAGCUGAAAAGCAUUCUGAAUCAGAUUCAUUCUUUGUGGAUAAAAAUCAGACAUACUGUAUACAUCCAUACUCAUUUUCAUAAGGAGGUUUUUUUUGAUACAAUAUUAAUGUUAAAUUGAUAAUCAUAAAUAAAUA
Motacilla alba alba is the source of this 7883-nucleotide messenger RNA. It is a transcript of the gene CCDC83, whose product is annotated as coiled-coil domain containing 83. The record is from RefSeq and is a predicted model, not a curated record. NCBI's taxonomy places the organism in Eukaryota, Metazoa, Chordata, Aves, Passeriformes, Motacillidae. Bases 45 to 1259 code for a protein of 404 amino acids. The transcript is spliced from 10 exons.